UCAAUGGCGCCCCACUGCUAGGAGUUUAUUUCCUUCUUGUUUGUGAUUUUACAUAAAAUUUCUCAGUUUUUAUCAGAAUAGAUCGAAAAUACCACGUUUAUUUUCGUAUUUUGGUUUUUUUUUUGUAUUUUUGUGGGAAAUUGUAUUUUUUUAAUAUGGCAAUAUAACAUCUGUCAUUCUGUGUUGACGUGACGCGAGACGUUAAUGACGUUUCGAUUUUGACAGUGAACUAUUUUGCACCGCGGCGCGUCUGCAGUCGAGUUGAUUUGCUCAUCGGCUACGUUUACAUUUAAUAUGUCGAAUUUAUAACAAUUAUAUCGCAUAAUCCACUUUGGACAAAGAGCUACCGAACGUGGAACACAUCGCUCGCAUUUCGUGACAAUAAAAUGCAUUUGUUCAAUCUCAAGAUUAUCAAGAAGCAAUACUUAGCGCUUGGGAUGUUGAUUUUCGUAGUAUUAUUUUUGUUUAAUUCGAAGCCCGCGUUUCAGUGUCAGUUGAACCCGGAAACACCGGCCUACUUGCCAACGAUAUACGGGAUUACGCCAACGUACGCAAGAUUGGCGCAGAAGGCUGACCUGACAAGGUUAUCUCAAACUCUGAUGCUAGUGAAGCAUUUUCAUUGGAUCGUCAUAGAGGACUCAAAUACAAAGAGUAAGCUAGUGGAAAACUUGCUCAAGGAAUCAAACUUAAAAUAUACACAUCUCAAUGCGAAGACUGAAAAACCCAAAGGAUCUUCGGUUAUUGAUGUCAAUGUUUGUUUAUUGAAGAAUAAAAAGUUCAACACAAGUUUUUAUUGCGCAAGUGGAGUGGAGCAGCGAAAUAAAGCUUUGGACUGGCUACGAGCGCACCUGAGUUCCCCAGAAGGUACUCCGGGCGUCGUGUUCUUCAUGGAUGACGACAACACGUACUCCCUGAAGGUCUUUGACGAGAUGCGAAAGAUCAAGAAAGUGGGUGUCUGGCCGGUAGGCAUAGUCGGGGGCAUGCGUGUAGAGAUGCCACUAGUAACGGACGGCAAAGUAUCCGGGUACAACGCCGUGUGGAAGCCGUACCGGCCUUUCCCCAUCGAUAUGGCGGGUUUCGCCAUCAACGCGACUCUUUUCCUGGACUUUCCUGAGGCGAAGUUUUCCAGGAAAGUGCAGUCUGGUUUCCAGGAAAGUGAAAUCCUAAAAUACGUCGUAACCCAACAGGAGCUAGAGCCUCUAGCCGACAACUGUACAAAGGUAUAUGUAUGGCACACACGCACCCAGAAACCGGCCAUACUCAACCCUAAAAAACUCAAAAAACCCCUGGUCCCUGAUGACCACAUCGAGGUUUGAAAUGUUCCCGGUAGUCAUCAUAUCGGUUUUAUGCUGAGCGUUGAACGCUUGUUUUCAGAAUCCCAAGGGAUUUCGACUAAUUUUGAAAAUGAGCUGUGCUCCUUUCAUGUGUGAAAACAUUUCCUGAUAAAAAGACAAUGUAUGUACCAGGGGUCGGAUACCGGUAUUUUAUUCAUACAAUUAACCGGUUACUUAAUGAUUUCGAUUUAUCGUGAAACGUCACGCUUUUUUUGUUCUUUAAAUCAUUAAUUUAUUAGAUUGGCUAAUAGGCUAAUAAGCACACACUUUAAAAUAAAAAUAGAAAAUAUAGUUUUAGAAUGAUAUUCUAAAAAUGUUUAAUACCGGUUACGACCCCUGGUCAAAUUCAGUAGAAUACUAGCCAAAUAUUGACUACAACCCUACCCUAGCAGUUAUGAUCAGUAAAGUGAUCUCAUUUCUCAAUUUAUAAAUUUAAGCUGGCAGUCUCAUGCACUACUUAAAUUUAAAUAUCGGGAGGUCAUGAGUCAUUCAUGACCUGACACUUAUGAAAUAAAUUUAAGGCUAUAGAAUUCAGCAAAGUACUCGAUAUCACGUUUGGUUUAAAAUCUGUCGAUAAUCAUAAGUGACACAUCAACAUUUGGCGGUAGUUUGAAUUCACCCACUCCAAGGGUGUUUAUUGGCCUAUUUUGAUUCCGUGUCGGCGUUUUAGCAAAAAAGUUACUGUUGCGUGUUUUUUAUGUCCAAUCUUUCUUCUACCACGUAGUUAGGGUAUACGAUUAUAUGAUAAUGCAUUAUCAAUAAAGUAAGUCGAGUUAUUGCUAGGUAUUGGGAUGUGAAUUUUAUUAGGUAUUAAUUGUUCGCUAUUCGUCAUUCAUCAACGUAUGUUGUUUCAAAACGUACCUGUUUGCAUAGUAAGCUAUUACAUGUUUUAUAACAACCAGUAUAUUUUCACUAGAAUUCCAUAAGUAAUAAGUAGAAGAAAAAAAAUUUAAUAUUCACUGAAACUACAGAGUAAAACCGAAAUAAAUUGCGAUUUAGUUCAAAGUCAGUCCGACAUUAAAUGACGAAUAUUUAAGAGCUCCCUAAGCUAGUUCUUUCUGAAUAUCUCACAUGGUAAUUAACAUUUAAAUUUAAGUAACUUGGAUUUAGAUAUGUCUUAUAUUAUUUAAAUUCAAAAUAGUAUUUAUCAUUUUUCACCUACUUCAGUUUUAAAUUUAAGUCGCGCAAAAGUAUCUGUAAAAAAAUUGAUGUUUUAAAGUAAUCUUACUAAAUCAUGUGUACGUAAUUAAAUUAUUGGAAUUACUUAUCCUCAGGGAUUGGCAAAGGUUUCGUGCAUUAGUAAAAUACUCAAUAAGUAUAUGACUUCUGUAAUACACUAACAUUUACUUUAACUAUAAUUAUCUACUUUGUAAUAAUAACCGUAAAUAGAACAAAGUCACAAUAACCCCAUUAUUGAAUAGAAAAGGUUUACAAUGUCGAACAAAUGAUUCCAUUUCCUCAAUGUUUUCAGUAUUAAUAUGUUAAAAUAUCGCUUGGCUGUUCUGUUUAUAAUAUAUAUUUAGUAUUUUACGUUAGAAACGCUAGCGAUUAUAUAAGAAUGUAGCCAAUGAUAUGUAUAUUUAUGAAGCGGAUAUCUUUAAUGCGACGUAAGAGUUGCUCGUUCGUGUUAGUUUACAUUAGCUAUUUUACGUUACGUGCAAUAUUUUAACACGCGGAUGAUGAGAAUUUUAUCUAAGAGGGGGCCUAAAGCCUGGAAAUUGGAAGCGACCAAAAGAUAUUUCACGUCGCGGAAACUUGCGAAGGCAGUGCCAUGUAAAAAAAAUAUUAUAAAAACUACAGUUUUGCGUUAUCUCCCUCUUAAUAAUAAAAGCACGAGCAAUAAAUUGAACUGUUGGCGGUACUCCUCAAACUUACCAACAUUUGUUCAGCUACUUUCGAAAAUUAUGUAUGUAUGUAUGUUCCUAUUUUUCAUACAAAUUAAAUAUUACCUUAAAUGUGUCAUCAGUGUACAUAAUUGACGUUAAUUGUCACCAUUGACGUAUUAAAAAAAGAGGACGCCCAAUGCGAAAGAAAUAUGUCAAAAUGUAUGGAACAAACUGACUACGGAAGGUGGAGAUAAGGAACGAAAUCUCCAUGUACCAAAAAGUGUCAUCAAAAAACUUUAAAUUGGUGGCGCUACAAUACCUAGAGUACUUGAACAAAAAAAUCCAAUCAUAGACAGCGCACUUCACUCCGUCAAUAGCGCCUAGGUUGUUAGCUACUCUAGCGCUACUCUGGAGAGAUUUGGAACUAUUAUUUAUAGCUGACAGCUGGACACUUUUGCAACAGUUCUACCAUAAGAGAUGCCACUCCUCUUAAUUCCACACUCCAUAAAACUGACAUUAGGCAACUCUGCUCUGGUAGACGCGCUCUGGUAGAUGCUAAUAACGCUUCUUUAUACUUUUAGUCAAGACAAAUAUUUGAUACAAAAGUAAACUUGAUGCAAUAGAGUUUAAGUGUCAAAUUUACAAACGGAUAUUUCAAAAAAAAUAAUACUUUAUUGUUAAAUGACGUUUUCGUAAGUUGAUCAUUGUAUAAACGUGAAAAUGAUUAGCGAGUGAAUCGAGUCGCUUUAUGUAUAUACAUUAUUUUAAUAUUAUUGUCUUUAAACAAAAAUAUCAAAUUGAAAAUAGAAUAAAUAUUUUUUUUAUAUAACGAUUGAGAUAGUUGUAUGGAUGGUCUUUGUUUUGAAUGACAACAUGCAGUCUGCGAUUGCCCUGCAAGAAUAUACUACUUUAGAAGAACAUUUUACUACGUACAUAAAUAUAAAAUAAAACGACUUAAAAACACCUAGUUCCUUGAAAUAAAUUUAAUUUGUUGUAUAAUUGUCUUUUUGAUCUACAUUUACUUUUGGAUCUUUCUUUUUUCGCAAUGUAAUGUAAACGUAAGUGCAGUUAGAUACAGGUUGGUUAUCGAGUUUAUUACAAGAAUUCUAUGAUUGUUGUUAUAUUCUUCUUCUGGUGGACAUGACGUAAAAAUGUUUACGUGCUUUUAUAGGUCAUGGCUUAUUCCCCUUCGCAUGUAAUGUCUUAAAAAAGUUUCAGUUGUUGUGCAAACUUUUUAUGCGCAUCUUUAGACGCAUAAUAAAAAAGCCCACCCAUGUAGAACAACAAAACAACGUGUCGGCAACGCGUAUGUGACAUUCUGGUGUUACAGGACUACUAGGUUACCUAUGGAGCUACGGUGACCGCUUGCCACCACGUGAGCCGUAUGCCUGUUUGCCACCAACAUGGUAUUAAAAAAAUCUAAUGUAGACUCCAUAGAUUUUUGUUCCGUGACAACCGUUAAUUUGUAUCAACAAAAUGAAUUAAUUCUGUUAAAAUAUCAAUAGAACUCACUGAAAUAAAUAUGUCAUCCUUUUUUCUUGUUGUUUUUUUCACAGAACAUUUCGUCAUGUUUGACAGUUGUCAUUGUCGACGGCCGAAACGAGACUGGGAGCAAAACUCAUGCUCAAGCCGUUCGAGCAUUACUUUUGUGGAGCCUUUUUUUUCGGCUGAUUGUGAAUCCAGUUAAUUAUCAAUGAUUGUCACGCUAUAAAGAUAACAAAAUUCGCAAUACAUUGCGUCUUGGAAUAAACUUUAAAGUGUUCUAAAAAUCAAAAGAAAAGUUGCUGAGCAAAUGUUGGUCAGUUUGACGACUACAGACUACACUUUUAUUUUUUGCUCCUGUUACAGGCCACACCCGGUAUAUGGUAGUUAUCUAUAUUUAUAAUCCAAGUGAUCCAAGUAUGUACUUUAUAGUAUUUAUCUAUAAUUUGACACUGUUAACUUUAAUUUAUUUUGUUUUAUGUAGUAAAUCAAUUUUGAUGAAAUGCAAAUUGUACACCUUUUGUUAACUAUUAGAAUCAUCAACACCUUGAUGGAGCCAUAACACGAAAAAUUGAUUGAUUGAGAAAUAACAAGCACUGGUUUCUAGUAGCACGUUUCUUUCAUUUUAAUACUUAAAUAUUUUUUUUUUAAACAGUCACUUAAUUAGUAAUGAUUUUUUUUUCUGAUGGACUUAUGUAAACGCGCGUAAAGCACUGAUUUUAAAGCUCUUUUUUGUAAAUUUCGUAAAGUUUGAUCUGCUAAAAAUGGUAAUUUUGUAUUACACAUAUCCUGUACUUCAACUUAAUAAACUACACUUUGUAAUUAUAAAUUUUAAGUAGUGUAAAUGAAAGUUAGACGAAAUCAAUUUUCUCCAGAAAUUACUUCAAAACAAGUGGCAAUUACUCUGUAAAAUCGACUUAAUUUCAACGUAAUUUUUGAUACUUAAACAAUCUACAACAUUUGCUAAAACUGUUCUUAUACAUCAUUCUGUAUAAUUUACCACCAUAAUUUUAUGAUGAAUUUUUAAAAAGAGUCCCUUCUCUUCACAUAUUACCGGGGACGCACGCUUGCGACCUCAUUAUUAAAAGGAAAGAUAAGAAGAUGUUCUAAUAGAAACCAAUAGUUGUUAUUAAGAUAUUACGUUACAAAAUGCGUACAAUUUCAACGACUAAAUCUAUCAAUUUUACAUUUUUGCUCUAAAAUCGUUACCGGGCUCUUAAGAACGCACAAGAAUAUAUUAUUAUUUAAAAAAUAUAUUCAGUAUCUUAAUUAAUUACAUAGUCUGGUAAUUAAUUGAGAUACUGAAUAAAACAUUUUUUUAUAUAUAAUAAUAUAUUCUUGUGCGUUCUUAAGAGCCCGGUAACGAUUUUAUAGCAAAAAUGUAAAAUUGAUAGAUAGAUUAUUCUUUUACCCAUAAAAUAUCAUAAUCACAUUAUACUGCCAACGCUCUAGAAGUUUAGACUUAAGUUAUAUGCCAUAUUAUCAGUCUGUAUAAUAAAUAUAUAACAAUUAAGACCAUCAUGUAUCUUUUUAGUUGGGUAUGAUGCUAAUUUGACAAUUGAUAAAGUUAUUGUACUAGUUUUACUUAGUGAAUCUUAUUUGUCUAUUUUGAACGAUAUUUACAAGCUUGAAAUAGACAAGUAGAGAUAUUAUACAUUUUCCAGCUUUAUUGUUUACCUACUCUAUAUAUUAAAUACGCUGUAUUUAUUGUAUGUUUAUAUUUAAUAACAAAGCAUUCGAAUAUAUUCCUUGCAUCUUAGUGAAAUAUUAGACUUAUUAGAAUAUAAUCUGGCCUAUUAAGAUAAAUUAAAUCUUCGUAUUAAAGGUAUUUAUUAUCAUUAGUAAUAAUCAUAAUAUAUGGAAUUUAUUUUUAAUUUAAGUGUAAUUACCUAUCUACUAGUCCUUAAUACAUAUCUUUUGUACUUUAUCUAGAUACUCGUAUAUCAAAAGUUAUACUUAUUUGGUAUCGACUUUCUAUUUUAUUUAAAUUGUUUUAAAACCGAAACAUUGUGUCAAAACUGCCAAUUUGACUGCUUUGCUGAUUAUAUCAAUAUUACGAAAUAAUAAGAAACAACUAAUUAAUAUUUCCAAUGAUGUGCUGUUUUUCUUGAAAGGCCAUAGGGUCUAGGGUUUACGGAAACAAUUAGUAUCUACCAUUUCACUGGACUGUAAACCCAUUAGCUUCUUAAUUUGAUAACACUGAAAUAUCCAUAUAUGAAGGCUAAAAGCAUAAUAUUAUCAUAAGUUUUACUCAAGUGCUCAACUGAUCAAUAUGGUCUAAUACUUUUUAAACCUAGUACGUAAUUACUGAAUUAUAUUGUACUUAUAAUUAGGCUAGUUUUAAGAACAACUGUAAAAUUAUUUAAAUGGGCUAUUUGCAUACAUAAUUUAGUUAAAUUGUGCUACAGUGUUCUGAGACAUAUUUUUCUUGUUGUGCAGUAUAUUUAUUUUAAUAGGUAUAUUGACAAUAAUAAAAUGUUCAAAUAUGUCGCAAUUGAAAAUCAACAGCGUACAAUGAUAUGUGUACAUUGCUUCUGUUAUAAACCGAAGAAACGAAACUAAAUAGUAAGAGAUGGGGUUUAUCCAUUUAGUAAGAACUUGAGUAUAAAGCAAUAUAGCUAGGUAAUAAAUAAGGUGUUGUAAGUAUCAAUAGAUCUUUUUUUUAUAACACCGCAGUAACUUCAGGUCUUUCGCUUUCGGCUGUUUCAGAUCCAUUAUUUUAGUUACACUUCACUAUGAAUUUUCUAAUAAAACUAUAUUAGUAUUACUCGUAUGAGGUAGGCAAGUACGCCUUACCUAUACAUACAAAGUCAUUAGAGGAGUACGUAAUUCAUAAAUAACCAACAUAUCCACAGAAAUUUGUUUCAAAUGACAUGUAAUGGUACAUUACAUAUAUGUUACUCUUUGCUUUAUUAUUUUAUUUAUUUUUAUUAAUACAAUAAUUAAAAACUUAUAACAGUUCUCUGCAAAACUGUAUUUACAGUUUGACUGCAGUUACAAGCAAGUGCAAGAAAUUGGCUUAAAUGAUAAGCGAUAAAGGAGACUUACUGUGCACUGUCACAAAUAGUCUUAUUCUACAUUACUAAGUAGUUGUAUAAAAGUAUAUUAUGAUAUUAUUAAGUCGCAUAAAUGUAAGUAAAAACUAUGCUCGAACUCAUUUUACCCAGAUUUAUGAAUGAUUUGGUUCAUAAUUAUGUUAUCUUAUAUUUUAUUUAUUUUCUUAGGGAGGAGUUUAGUAAUACCUACAUAUUUUAUUAUAGCUCGUUAUGUGAUAGCUCAUAGUAUUUAUAAUUUUGUAAAUUCCUUACAUCAUGUAUCAUGAUUAGUCUGGAAAUAAACUCUGGAAUUCCAACGUA
Messenger RNA from Cydia pomonella (codling moth), 7998 nucleotides. RefSeq names its product galactosylgalactosylxylosylprotein 3-beta-glucuronosyltransferase I-like (gene GlcAT-I). Gene Ontology annotation, biological process: chondroitin sulfate proteoglycan biosynthetic process; carbohydrate metabolic process. The record is from RefSeq and is a predicted model, not a curated record. Gene Ontology annotation, cellular component: Golgi membrane. Bases 387 to 1316 code for a protein of 309 amino acids. Lineage: Eukaryota; Metazoa; Arthropoda; Insecta; Lepidoptera; Tortricidae. Gene Ontology annotation, molecular function: galactosylgalactosylxylosylprotein 3-beta-glucuronosyltransferase activity. The transcript has 6 exons.